Manihot esculenta (cassava) is the source of this 2915-nucleotide messenger RNA. RefSeq names its product transcription factor bHLH49. The transcript is spliced from 9 exons. Gene Ontology annotation, biological process: regulation of DNA-templated transcription. Bases 647 to 2338 code for a protein of 563 amino acids. Gene Ontology annotation, molecular function: DNA-binding transcription factor activity; protein dimerization activity. The record is from RefSeq and is a predicted model, not a curated record. Lineage: Eukaryota; Viridiplantae; Streptophyta; Magnoliopsida; Malpighiales; Euphorbiaceae. Gene Ontology annotation, cellular component: nucleus.
AAAGUAAAAAAAUCACAAUAAGAUAAAAGAAAAUGCACAAUGAGAGUUGGCAAUGUCAGUUGCUAGCUAGCACUAAGCAUAAUUAUGCACUAAAAUAAGCAAAGUGCUGAUUAAAAGAAGAAAAAAAAUUAAGUAAUCAAUAUAAAGAGAGCGAAGAAACAGUAGAAAGGAGGAAUUUUUAAUCAUUUUAAGGUAGCAGUGGCGGUGGUUAAUCAUCAAAGCUCUCUUUUUGAUGCAAGCGUGGGUAUAAAUCUAGCACCUUUGCCGUGGUUCUUCUUUCUUUCACUCUCCCUUCGAUUCCACAGUUACCCAUCUUCAAGUUUUCUAUCUCUGCGGCUAAAUUUUGUGCCUUUCUGUAUUUCUCGUCGUGUAUGUAUAUCUAUUUGUGUGGGGUGUGGGUUGGUGCUUGUGGCAGUGUGUAGCAGAGUGUGUGCCAAAAAAGCACAGAGGGUUUCGAACAGAACACUGAGAACAGAGACCAAAAAUUCAACGAAGUUUUGUUUGAGUAGGAAAAGGGCUUGAAAGAAUAGCAGCAGUAACAAAAAAGUAGAAAAGAAUCUGAAAUGGACUGUUACUGGUAGCUCAAACACAAUUUUGAAGGAAGGCAUCUAUUGUUGGCUACUUUUUCUAUUCUUGUCAAGAAUAGAUGGAAAUGUGUGACAAAGAUAAACUCGAGCUUGAUAAGAGGAAUGAUAAUCAUGUAGACUACCAUUUACCAGCUGGUGUGCCCUCAGACUGGCGAUUUAGCAGUGCCAGUAUCGCAAAUUCAUCUCUGGGUUUGGUUUCCACUGAUAAUCAGAUGCCAGUUUGCAGAGGAGAUCUAGUUGGCACUUCUUGUUCUUCUGCUCCUAUGGUGGACUCUUUUAGUCCAGGACUAUGGGACCACACCACAAAUUCACAGAACUUGGGAUUUUGUGAUAUUGGUGUCCAAAAUAGUGCAAGCACUUCAAACCCAAUAGGAAUUAGAAAAGGCUGUCCCCCGUCAUUGAGAAGUUGUAUUGAUAAAGCGCCAGAUAUCGGGUGGAAUCCACCAAGUUCCAUGCUGAAAGAUGGUAUUUUCUUUCCUACUGCACCUGGGGUGCUCCCAGAGAGCUUAUCUCAGUUUCCUGCGGACUCUACAUUCAUUGAGCGUGCUGCUAGGUUUUCCUGCUUCAAUGGCGGCAAUUUUAGUGAUAUGGUGAAUCCUUAUGGAAUUCCUGAGCCGAUGGAUCUUUACUCUAGGGGUGGGGGAAUGAUGCAAGGACCACAAGAGUUUUUUGCGGGGACUGGGUUGAAAUCAGUAUCUGGUGGACAAGGUCAUAAGAAUGUUAUGAAUAUGGGUGACACCUCUAAAGCUACUUCUUUAUCAGUUGAACCUGUGGCUACUGAAGGGAGCCCACUCAAGAAUGGGAGGAAAAUUGGGAGCCUUGUAAGAUCUCAUGAUGAAGGAAAACUAGGCGCUGGUGGGUCUGGUAAUGAGUCUGAGGAAGCAGACUUCAGUGGUGGUGGCUGUCAAAAAGAGCAAUGUAUGUUGGAAGGAAAUGGUGGAGAACUGUCUGCUAAAAGCCUUGGCUCAAAGAAAAGGAAAAGAAAUGGGCAGGAUACCGACCUUGAUCACGGCAAGGGAGCCCAACAAUCUGUCGAAGCUGCAAAGGAUAACCCUGAAGUUCAACAGAUGGACAAAAGUCCAACUUCAACUCCCAAUAAGACCACUGGGAAACAAGGUAAACAAGGAUCUCAAGCUUCAGAUUCACCAAAAGAAGAAUAUAUUCAUGUGAGAGCUCGAAGAGGUCAAGCCACAAAUAGCCAUAGUCUUGCAGAAAGAGUCAGGAGGGAAAAGAUUAGUGAAAGGAUGAAGUUUCUGCAAGACCUUGUACCUGGUUGCAGCAAGGUUACUGGCAAGGCAGUGAUGCUAGAUGAAAUCAUCAACUAUGUACAAUCUCUGCAACGGCAGGUUGAGUUUCUAUCAAUGAAACUGGCAACAGUAAAUCCAAGGCUGGAUUUCAAUAUAGAAGGAAUGAUCACAAAAGAUAUCCUUCACUCGAGGGUGGUUCCUUCAUCUAAUCUGGAAUUCUCACCAGAGGUGCCUAUGGUUUAUCCCCCGUUUAAUGCAUCUCAACCAGGACUUAUCCAGGCUUCUUUUCCUGGCAUGGAGAACCAUUCUGAUGUGCUCCGGAGAGCCAUUAGUUCCCAACUGACACCAAUGACUGGAGUAUUCAAGGAGCCUACUCAGCUUCCCAAUGUAUGGGAUUAUGAGCUCCACAAUGUUGUCCAAAUGGGCUAUGCAACCAGUGCUCCACAAGAUAGCCAAGAUAUGAAUGGAUCACUGCCACAAGGCCAAAUGAAAGCCGAACUUUGAUUACUCAGCUUACUUUUAUGUGAAAUGAAGUAUGGCUGCACCACUAAUAUUGAGGAUAAAGAGCACGCAAAACUAGAUUCUCUUCGAUGUAAGGAGGCUGAUAAAGAGAGAUGCUUCUAAGCCAGCUUCAAAGGUUUGAGGGUUUAGUUGCAUGUGGAAAGCGAAGAAGGUUUGAGAGCUUAGAAGGUCAGUUGCAUAACCUACACAGGGAGAUUGACAUCCAUUUGCCUUGAUGAUUAUUGCCUAUUUGAUGUCAGAUUGAUCUCCACGCUUCUAUUGUAUGUCCUUUAAUUAAUUACUAGAUUCCCCAGAAAGCUGGAAAAAUGGCUGUCAUGGAAUUGGAUGAUGUGAUGCUAGAAUGUAUAGGUUGAUACUUCAAGGAUACCUCUGAUGAAUAUAGGCUAAUAGAGAAGCUCAUAUCACGUAUUUUCUUAAUUGAAAUGAGCUUUGUAAUUUAUAGAACAAUGGAAACCAUGUUGGUAAUCUUUAUCUGGUCGUGUGAUUCAGGUACUUGCCUAGUAGUACGACGAAGUGUUCUUCUAGAUUGAUAUAUGUCAGAUUAGUUAUUUUUAUUUCA